Messenger RNA from Cuscuta europaea, 1175 nucleotides. Lineage: Eukaryota; Viridiplantae; Streptophyta; Magnoliopsida; Solanales; Convolvulaceae. The record is from the annotation of a GenBank genome assembly.
CCUUAGCUUCCAAUUUCUCUUUUUUUCCCCAUAUCAUGUUCAAGCACUCUAGAGCUUUACACUAGAAAAGAAGUCAGUUCUAUACAUUCCAAAUAUUAACUCUGCAGUUGAUUAAGGAAGAAGAUAUGUGAGAUCAAGUUAAGGAACAAAUUCUUCCACUAUUUACGCCAUCGUUCGAUUCAAUUUGCUACAAUGUACAAACAGGCUAGGAGUUGGAUGUAUGACAACCACUUAGAAAAUAAAGAUUCGUCUGAUAAAUUUGAAAGUGGCGUUGAGGAUUUCAUUACAUUUUCAUGUGAGCAUCCAACAUAUAUGGAUGGUGCUAAAAUAAGGUGUCCAUGUAAAAAAUGUAAGAACAAGGCAUAUAAAGAUCAAGAAGAUGUUCGAUGGCACCUAUACAAAUAUGGGUUUAUUGAAAAUUAUUAUAAUUGGACAUCACAAGGUGAACCUAUUCAUCAUGAGCUCUUCGUUGAACGAGAGAAUUUAUUGGCCGCUAUGUCUGACAACAAUCCCACUCAAUGGAAUGAUUAUGAGAAUAUGAACUGGGAUCAAAGGAUGGUAAACGAUGCUAUUGGUGUGCAUAAUGUUCCAGAGCAUUAUGAUAGCUCCCAAAACACAGAUGAUGGAAGUCUCAACGAGUCAUUUUCAGCACCAACUUUAAAUGACUCUCCAGAUCGCUUUUUCCAUGUGCUUGAAUCUGCGGACCGACCUCUCUAUGGAUGUGGUACAAAGUUCUCACAACUUCAAUUUGUGUCGAGAUUAAUGAGCAUCAAGGCUGACCAUAAUUGGUCAGAGGCUAGUGUGACUGAACUUUUGUUAUUGCUUAUAGACGCUCAUGAAGGCCCUAACACCAUCCCAGAGAGUUUUUAUGCGAUGAGAAAGUUAGUAUCAGAUUUAGGCCUCCCUGUCCAUCAUAUUGACACUUGCAGAUCAGGAUGCAUGUUGUUUUGGAAAGAUGACAAGGACUUGCACCAUUGCAAGUUUUGUUGAGAAGAAAGAUACAAGAACCUGAAAGGUACAGGCGAUGGUGAAACAGGUAAGUUGACAGCCGUAACCACGCUUCGAUAUUUGCCACUUGCGCCGAGGUUACAAAGACUAUAUGCUUCUACUGUUACUGCGAGUGAAAUGACGUGGCAUAAGAAUCACGAGUCACAAGAAGGCAUGAUGUGUCAUCC